Molecule: messenger RNA, 3420 nt
Organism: Notodromas monacha
Lineage: Eukaryota; Metazoa; Arthropoda; Ostracoda; Podocopida; Cyprididae
Source: the annotation of a GenBank genome assembly
UUUGACGAUGUUUCAAGGUUCUCACAUUGUAAGAGUUACAGCGUGCUGUUAUUUCAUGAGGCUUAAACUCUUCGUGACAGUAACAGAAUGCGUGGCGUGAGUGCAGAAGUCGGACGGGGCUCGUAGUCGGAGAGAGAGACUGAACGAGAAAAAGGAAAGAAAAAAAGAGAACUGUUCCCUUCGGAAAGAACAAAAAAUAAGUGUAUAUGUAUAGAAUAACGAAGUAAAUAUGAGCGAAGAAGUGGAUUGCGACACGUGGUUCGACGCGCCGUCCCCCGACGAGCUGCCUUCGACACCGCGCGGGCGCAGUCCGGACUCCGGCAUAGUGGCCAUGGCGUCGUCAGCGUCGACGUCGACGUCGUCGUCGUCGGCGGUUACUGCUGCUGCUGUGGCUUUGAUCCACCGGGCCGUGGCGCGACGCAGGGCUCGGUCCCGGUCCGCGUCAGACGUUAGUGUGGACGACAGUGGCAACUGCAGCGACGCGUUUGCGAGUGCCAACAAAUUGCGGCGGUCGGUGUCGAGUGAGCUUUGCUUAGAACUGUUUGUCGGCGAGGAAGACGAUGAGAUGGAAGAUGGUGGCGAAGAAGAAGAAGAGGAGGACUCUGGCAAUGGGAGUCCGAUGCCCAAAACCGGGUGGCCUGAAAAUACACUUGCGGAAGCUCGACUGGCCGCUCGUCGAGCAGCGAGAGCCGAGGCGCGACAAAUCCGCCUCAAGGAAAUCGAGCGACGCAAGAAGGAGCAGAAGGAAGAGGCCGAAGGCACUGAGGAUGAUUCCGGAGCGCCGGUUACCCCGUUGUCGGGGGCGUCUUCGUCUUGCGGGGAACCGCCGCCACAGGCGCCUGCACCCCCGCCGAUGCCCCGUGGCGGUUAUCGGGGAUCCCUGGCGCCGUCCGGCACGGGCUCGUUGUCGUCGGGCAGUCGACGAUCGUCGCAGGACUCUCUGAAUGAGGAGAAGGAACUGCCGAUGGGGAUGCGUGAACUCAAGCUCUUGCAAGUUCCGUUGCGUCGAGUGUGUGUCGCAGGCGUCGGUGACGGGAAGCGUUUUCGGUGUGUUCUUGUGUCGAAGCAUGUCGUUCCGGUGACUGUUACGUGUGUUUAUUUGCCGCGUCUCGGUUGCACGGUGAAACCGCCGAUUAUCGCUGGCGCAUCGCCUGACGCGCAAGAGUAUCGUGAAUUGGAAGAGCGAUUCAACAAGGCCAUGAUCCUGAAUGCGCAGAUGGAUAAUGAGAAAUCUGGCUUGACCUACCAGGUGGAGAAUCUGAAAGACAUCAUCGUCGAGCUUCAGGAAAGCCUUCUCAGCCUUCAAAAAGAGUACAAGAUCAAGUCGCGAGAUUGUGACGCCUUGCGUCGUGCUGCCGAAAGCUUAAAGGAGGACAAUCGGAAAUUGAAGGCGGAGAUUGUUGAACGUGAUAAACUGAUUAAUGAGGUCGGUCUAGUCAUGGUGUACAGCGAAGAGCUGGACGAGGAAGGAAAAGCGAAGCGAGCCUUGGUGACGCGUGAGUCAGCGCAGUUGCUGGAUGAGGCCGGCGAAGGAUCCCUCGAUGUGAGAAUCAAGAGAUUCGCUGAAGAGAAGAACGAGCUCCAAGAUACGAUUCGUAGAUUGAAUCUUGAUUUGGAGGAAGAGCGAAGCAAGAAUUCGAAGUUCACCAAAUUGAUGGCUUCGAGUCCGACGACAAACGGACCGUCUAGCACCGAUGAAUGGAUCGAUUACCAAAAGGAAAAUAAUCGCCUGGUAGCUGAAUAUAAAGCACGUGUGCAGCGGUCAGAGCAAGAAAUACUCACGCUGCAAGCGAACGUUUCGCGUUUGGAAAGCCAGGUGACAAGGUACAAGACGGCAGCGGAGGCCGCUGAGAAAAACGAAGAGGAUUUGAAGCUCGAAAAGAGGAAGCUUCUACGUGAGUUGAGGGAGUCCCAAGAAAAGUUGGAGGAAGUCGAAACGAAGCGAUCACAUUUGGAAAAACGGCUCGAGAAAGUGAAAAAUGCGAAAUCGGCUCUGCUGAAAGAGAUUUCCGAAAGCUAGCCGCUGGUUACGUUGAAAGAAACUGGCUUGUAUGCUGUGCGACACCCGAGUUUUUCCGCUGUCGGAAGUAGGGAAAAAACGGAGACUGGACGAUUUUAGAGGAAAAAAUAUUCUAAGGCCCCGGAGCAUGUGUUAGCAGUAUUUAAUUUUUUUUUUAAGAAACCUGUAAGAUUUGCUCAUUUCUUCCGACGCCGAAAGGCUCGUCAUUCCCAAGUUUCCUUCAAUGAAAAAAAAAGGUUUCCUCAUAAUUCCUAGCUUGGGUUCCCGAAUGUGUUUUUAUAAGUUGUUUCUCAGCGCGAUGACGAGUGUGGAAGGAGCUUCCGCUCUCUUGUGUCGAGUUUUAAAGCUGGUUGAAAGUCGAGUUCCAUUUGAUAUUUGUAGAGGCGCGCGAAUUCGUAAGUAUUGUGCUGUGAUACGUGCAUAACUUUUUUUUUUUCGAUGUCGAGCCACGGCUGGAAAAAUGUUUGCCUUCGUUUUCCGCGUCGGGGAUGUGAUGUCUCCGGUCAGGCUUCCAUCUUCAGCUGGUGUCUUUUCGAGGUGUUAUCCAUGAUGAGCUCCUGAUGCUGCGCUUGCUUCCGUGUUUUAUGAGACUGGAUUUUUUGUGAAAGCGAUUUUUUUUGUUUUUCGUCAACCGGUGUACUGAGGGAUGGAUACACCACAAGAUCCCGUCGCACUGCCCGCCAAUUCUUCUCGAGAUUCGGGUGUUGAAAGUUUUAAGGCGCAGCUCAUCUGACCUUCAUCCAUUUUCAGUCAACCCGUUCUGUUUUAGUUUUUAAUGGAUUUUCGUCUUUCGCUUCGUUAUCUCAAGUCGUGCUGACGGAUGUUCAAGUUUCAUUCCACCUGUUUCGGGAGUUGUGGGAAAAACCGUGCCAGGAUGAAAAUGUUUCCGAUUUAUUUUGGACUGCGAAUUUGAAUUUCGCCGAGACAAUUUUAGAGGGGCAAAGUUCGACUUGAGUCGGCAAUCUUCGUAGCCAUCAAUAUCGUUAGAGCUCUCACUAUUUUCGGCGUCCGAAAACGAUUUUCGUUUUCGGACGAGGCGAUUCUGGAAAACCGAGGCGGUUAUUGGGCAGUGCGCUGGAGGAUUGCUGGUCGUUCCUCAUCACGAAAGAUACGAAAGAGCACAUUGAAAUGUCCGCAAGUAGUACCAUAUACAGUACUUCUUUUUCGUUGGUUUCUGUUGUCGUGAGUAAGCGUGCGAAAACUGUGAGCGGAAAAUGUGAACGACAAGGUAAGAGUUUCUGGCGAGAAAAAAAAAGAAGAAAGAAAUGCGGCGAUGACGAGACAGUGCCUCCAACUUCCGCUUGCGAAUGGCAGGGAAAAAAUAUCUUGUGUUAUUUCGUUAUGAUUUUAACGACCACUUCUUGUUUGGGUUGAAUACAAACUCGAACUGUGCUUACGAA